CUUCUACUAUUUAUAUAUAUAUAUAUAUACAUGCUCUUGGUCCCAUUUCAUGUCUCUUCAUCCCUCCCCCACUCUUAAAUACCUCAAAUCCACCAUCUUAAUCCCCUAGAUCAUCUAAAACCUCUUUGUUAUACUUGGAUUCUACAAAGAUUUACUCUAUUUCAAAUUAAUUAUCGUGUAAUUACGAUCAGAUUAGAUAAUUUUGUAUGAUGUAUAUGUAGUAUUAUUUAACUUUUUGUGUGUGUUAAGGUUUGUUUUCGGAGUGUUAAAUUUUUUUUGGGUGGGAAAGACUUAUAGAUUUAUCACCUAAUUAAGCCAAGAGGUAUUGUUGUUCUUCAUAUAUGACAUUUUAGCUAGAAAUUAUUUUCUUAGUUAUUCUCUCUUCGGUUGCUUGAGUACUUCUAAGGUUUUGUAACUAAUUUGUUACAAAAAAGAACAUGGAGUGCUUGCAAGAAAAGAAGAAGAAAGGGAGUAUAUUGAAGAAGACAUGGGAAAGAUGCAAGUCAUUUAACCAUGGUCAACCGCAAACUUGUUCCCUUUUAAUAACACCAUUACGUCGCCGUCCUAUGGUUAAGAGCAAGUCUUGGUCAACCUUUUUUCCUACGUCCCCACUCAGCCCGCGAGUUGAAAAGUUGGUCGGAUCCAAUAAGAACAACUCGCGGGUAGGUCUUAUAUCACCUAAGGGUUGUUUAUCGGUCUAUGUGGGACCCGAUAAACAAAGAUUUGUGCUCAAAAUUGAGUGCACGAAUCAUCCACUUUUUAGGAUGUUACUUGAAGAAGCGGAAUCAGUAUAUGGGUUUCAAAGUGAUGGUCCGUUGUUACUACCUUGUGAAGUCCACAUAUUCCUCAAGAUUUUGUAUGAAAUGGAUGGUAAUGAUGAUUAUGAUGAUCAAACUAAUACCAAUUCAAGGUGUGGCUUCCCAAGGAAUCGUAGUUCUUACCACCUUCUCAACCCAUCUGAUAGAUUGAUCUCUUGAAUUCAUUCACUAUAUAUAUAUAUAAGUUAUGAAAAUCCUUAAAAAGAGCUUAAAAUAUCUUAUUUUCUUGCUCUUAAAUUGGCAUAAGCUUGUUUUUUUGAGCUGCGCCUGAAGUGAUAUGUAUCUCAUGUACUGUCCAAAAUCAUUACUAGCAAUUAUGAUGGGAUUGUAAGAUACAAAUGUAUGAUGUUUAUCUUCUGCAUGUUACAUAAACUUAUUUUUGUCUUUACUAAACUAUAAAUAUACUUUUAAAUGUAUGCAAGAAAACACAUUUAUAUUUAUAAGGUUAUAAUGUCAUCAGAAGCUAUAAACUCUGAUUAUCCACGAUGCGUUAACUGUUUAUUGUAUUUUGCGGGCUAAAUCACAAAUCCAGGGUUUACUCACUGCAUAGUCCAAACUCCAAAGAGUUAAUAGAUGCGAAUUAUAUUCCACCGAUAUAAUGGCUGCGAAUUAUAUUCCACC
This is a messenger RNA of Amaranthus tricolor (Joseph's coat), 1439 nucleotides long. RefSeq names its product auxin-responsive protein SAUR40-like. NCBI's taxonomy places the organism in Eukaryota, Viridiplantae, Streptophyta, Magnoliopsida, Caryophyllales, Amaranthaceae. Bases 438 to 977 code for a protein of 179 amino acids. Gene Ontology annotation, biological process: response to auxin. The transcript has a single exon. The record is from RefSeq and is a predicted model, not a curated record.